Molecule: messenger RNA, 735 nt
Organism: Tachysurus fulvidraco (yellow catfish)
Lineage: Eukaryota; Metazoa; Chordata; Actinopteri; Siluriformes; Bagridae
Product: chemokine-like factor
Exons: 4
Coding region: 61-513 (150 amino acids)
Cellular component (GO): membrane
Source: RefSeq, a predicted model, not a curated record
GUGUGUGUGUGUGUGUGUGUGUGUGUGUGUGUGUGUGUGACACAGAGAAAGAGAGAAGAGAUGGCAGAGAAGCAGCAGACUGUCAUGCCCAAGGGCUUGGUGGAGUUUGAUAUGUCCUUCCUCAAAUCCAGACGAGGUUUACUGAAACUCUCAGAACUGGUGGUGCUGUUUGUGGCAUCUGUGUGUUUCAUGGUGGCUUGGCGGCCACCCUACAUCUCAGCCGCCUGUAUGGAGUUUUUCAUCACACUCGCUCUGUUCAUCCUCUACCUGCUGAAGCUCCACAAAUCACUCAGCUUCUUCUUCUGGCCUCUGAUAGACAUGUUUAACUCCGUCUUUGCUGCACUCUUCUUGUGUGGUAUCAGCCUGGUGGCCGUGUCCACAUUCACUACCAAGGGCACCUUAGUGGGAGGAAUCAUGGGUUUGGUGGCAGUUGUGUUGUGUUGUGUUGAUGGUUAUUACAUCUUCACGAAAAUCACCUUCAACAGGACGAUUGUGUAUGCAGAGCCUCAUUAACACUGUUACACAAAUGCUACAUGUCUGUUUAAUGCACACGUAUAGAAUGUAAACACACUCAUUCAGUUUAUGUGUGUGUUAUAGACUGUUAAAAAAUUACUUGGUUUUGUCUUUUAGAAAAUGUCUUGUUCUAUAUUGUAUACAUUAUUAUAAUAUAAUAUAAUCGUUAGCACAUUUGUACCUAACUACUGUACAAACUCUCAAUAAAAACAUUCAAAGAUC